AUGUCUCUUCACAAACACGACCUGCAUGCCCGAGGAAAGCAGCUUGUCGAGUCCCUCCGCAACUCUCCGCGAUCAAACCCGUUCCUCAUCACCGAGCGCCAAGACGAGAAGCAACUAUGUAUCUCCUCAAGAACUUUGCGCGUAAGCGACUUUGUGCUCAUAAAGACUCUUGGUACCGGCACGUUUGCUCGGGUGUGGCUUACAAGGCUGAAGGAUCAAAAAGACAAGAACAAAGUCUAUGCGCUGAAAGUCCUUCGAAAGGCCGAUGUGAUCAAACUCAAGCAAGUCGAACAUGUGCGCAAUGAGCGCAAAGCCCUCGCAGCGGUUCUCGAUCAUCCUUUCAUCACAAACCUAGUCGCAUCGUUCUCCGAUGAGAAAAGCCUUUACAUGGUGCUGGAUUAUUGCCCUGGAGGCGAGAUCUUUAGCUACCUGCGACGCCAACGACGCUUCAGCGAAGAAACCUCCAGAUUUUACGCCGCCGAGAUUACCAUGACCAUUGAAUUUCUACACGACAUACACGGGAUCGCCUACCGUGACCUCAAACCGGAGAAUAUCCUGCUAGAUGCCGAUGGUCAUAUCAAGCUGGUCGAUUUUGGAUUCGCGAAACAAGUCGACAACCGCGAGACAUAUACGCUAUGUGGUACACCGGAAUAUCUCGCCCCAGAGGUUAUUCACAACAGUGGACAUGGCCUUGCUGUGGACUGGUGGGCGUUGGGAAUACUAAUUUACGAGUUCCUGAUUGGCCAACCGCCAUUCUGGGAUUCUAACCCACUUCGCAUCUAUGAGCAGAUCGUUGAAGGCCGCCUACGCUUCCCAGCAAAUAUGCCACCCGCAGCGCAGAACAUCAUCUCUCUGCUUUGCAAGACAAACCCGUCAGAGCGACUCGGCCACAUUUCCGGCGGCUCAACCCGAGUCAAGUCCCACCCAUUCUUCCAAGAUGUCAUCUGGGACGAUCUUUUCUAUCGCCGGGUGAAGGGACCUAUUCUCCCCCGCCUAUCCCAUCCCGCCGACACCGGUAACUUUGAGGAAUACCCGGAUCCCCCCGACUCCAGACACGCCAAUAUUUACACCGAUGACCUAAGGAAGAAGUAUGAAGCGUUGUUCAGUGACUUCUGA
Messenger RNA from Penicillium nucicola, 1116 nucleotides. Its product is annotated as cAMP-dependent protein kinase. The record is from RefSeq and is a predicted model, not a curated record. Lineage: Eukaryota; Fungi; Ascomycota; Eurotiomycetes; Eurotiales; Aspergillaceae. Gene Ontology annotation, molecular function: cAMP-dependent protein kinase activity; ATP binding. The transcript has 4 exons. Bases 1 to 1116 code for a protein of 371 amino acids. Gene Ontology annotation, cellular component: cAMP-dependent protein kinase complex; nucleus. Gene Ontology annotation, biological process: peptidyl-serine phosphorylation.